CUUUAGACUUGACAAGAUAUCUUUACAAUGACUUCACGAAAUGUAUCUCGGUUUUGGGAGUGGGGAAAGAAAAUAAUCUGUGUCGGGAGGAACUACGCCGACCAUGCAAAGGAGCUGAAGAACGCCGUCCCAACAGAGCCCGUGUUGUUCCUGAAGACGCCAUCUGCAUAUCUGACAGAGGGCUCACCAAUCCUCAUUCCCAAAUACUCCAACAAUUUACACCAUGAAAUCGAGUUGGGGGUGGUCAUCGGGAAAGGGGGCACCGCUAUUCCCCAAUCUUCCGCGAUGGAACACGUCGCAGGCUACGCCCUGUGCUUGGACAUGACAGCUCGGGACGUCCAGGAUGACUGCAAGUCUAAAGGUCUUCCGUGGACUCUGGCCAAAGCGUUCAACACCUCUUGUCCAGUCAGUGAAUUCAUCCCCAAAGAGCGGAUUCCCGACCCGGGGAACGUGAAGAUCUGGCUCAAAGUGAACGACCAGAUGCGCCAGAAUGGCUGCACCUCUCAGAUGAUAUUCUCCAUUCCCUUUCUCAUCAGCUACAUCAGUGAGAUCAUCACCCUAGAAGAGGGGGAUCUGAUUCUCACUGGGACCCCCAAGGGUGUAUCGGCUGUGCAGGUGCACGAUGAACUACAUGCUGGCAUAGAUGAUGUUGUCAGCAUGACUUUUAAAGUUGGCAGACUUUGACAGAUCAUUAGCAGACACUAUUAAAAUCGGUAUUUUAUUGUACAUUUCUGUCAUUUGCUUUUAAUCAGAGCAGAGUGCUGGAAGAAAUGUAUGGAAUUACACCGGAAUCAUUAGGCAGGCCUAUUUCAUGCAGUAUGGCCACACUGAUUAAGGACAUUGUUGUAGUUCUGAAACCAGCAGAGGGCAGUGCUCACUCAAAGAUUCAUGAGAUUUUUCUAAAGAUGAAUACAUAUUCUGUCCUACAGAAUUACAAUGUAGUCUGUUACACUAAAACGUGUAUUGAUUUCACAAUGGGAAAUAUAUGAUUGAUGCAAAACUUGAAGUCUUGCUUUGAAAUUCUGGUCCAGUAGAUUUCAGACACAGGUGCUGAUCUUAACCUUAUCCUGACCUAUUGUUGUGUUCUGCUCUAGACAUUUACAUUUACAUUUUAGUCAUUUAGCAGACGCUCUUAUCCAGAGCGACUUACAGUUAGUGAGUGCAUACAUUUUCAUACUGGCCCCCCGUGGGAAUCAAACCCACAACCCUAGAUAACAGCCUCCAUCACAGCACAUCACUGUGAUCAUAAUUACAAUGUUCGUCUUCAAGAUCUUUGGGCAUGUGUCUUUUUCUCUUGUUUGUGAGGAACAUUGCCCAUGGCCUUUUGUACUCUGUCUACUCUACUGGGAAUAGGAAAAUAAUGCAGGGGAUUUUAUCUUACAGGCCCAAUCCUCUUCAAAGCCAAAUUAGCCUGAAGAAAUAGUCACAUUAAACAUUUACAGCCUGUU
This is a messenger RNA of Coregonus clupeaformis (lake whitefish), 1448 nucleotides long. Its product is annotated as acylpyruvase FAHD1, mitochondrial. NCBI's taxonomy places the organism in Eukaryota, Metazoa, Chordata, Actinopteri, Salmoniformes, Salmonidae. Bases 28 to 684 code for a protein of 218 amino acids. Gene Ontology annotation, cellular component: mitochondrion. The record is from RefSeq and is a predicted model, not a curated record. The transcript has a single exon. Gene Ontology annotation, molecular function: acetylpyruvate hydrolase activity.